Molecule: messenger RNA, 1112 nt
Organism: Linum tenue
Lineage: Eukaryota; Viridiplantae; Streptophyta; Magnoliopsida; Malpighiales; Linaceae
Source: the annotation of a GenBank genome assembly
UUUUUAUAGCAUGUGUGCUAUAGAGCACACUAGAAGGGCUCGUUUGCAUCUCGAAACUCAGAAGUCAGAAGUCGGAGAACAGAACACAAAACCCCAAGGAGAGAGAGAGAGAGAUGGCGACGAUACGGCGGUUCUGCUGCAACGACCUUCUCCGCUUCACUUCCGUGAACCUCGACCAUCUCACUGAAACUUUCAACAUGUCAUUUUACAUGACCUACUUGGCGAGAUGGCCCGACUAUUUUCACGUCGCCGAAGCCCCCGGCAACAAAGUCAUGGGAUACAUUAUGGGGAAAGUAGAAGGACAAGGCGAGUCGUGGCACGGCCAUGUCACUGCGGUUACGGUGGCUACGGAAUACCGCCGGCAGCAAUUGGCCAAGAAGCUUAUGAACCUGCUGGAAGAUAUCAGCGACAAGAUUGAUAAGGGCUACUUCGUGGAUCUUUUUGUGAGAGCAUCAAAUACACCCGCGAUAAAGAUGUAUGAGAAGCUUGGAUAUGUAAUCUACAGACGGGUGCUUCGCUACUACUCUGGAGAGGAAGAUGGCUUAGAUAUGAGGAAAGCUUUAUCUCGUGACGUGGACAAGAAAUCAAUCAUCCCUCUUAAACGGCCUAUUACUCCCGACGAAUUAGAGUACGAUUAAGUAUCAAAGGCCGAUACCUUAGCUUAACGAUGAUGUCUGUUGAGCUUGACAGCAGUGGAAGAAGCUACUCCGUGAUAUAUUCUUGUAAUUUAUGGUUUGAUGCUUGGUGAGUCCCAUUUCAGAUAUUGCCAGGGCCGUCAUCCUCUGGCUAGAACGUGGUAGCGCUUGAAACAGUUACUGUGUGUAAGCUUAGAAGGCAUUCCCCUAUUAUUGCUCCUCUCUUUAGCCAUAAUGCUUUGUAUGAGUGCUUCGCCAGGGAAAAACAUAAAUGGUAGCAACUCAAUAUCUGCUUUAUUCGUUCUCCAGAGAAGAUCAAACCUGUAAACUUAUUAUCCGCAGCGAUUGAAGCCCUCAUUUUAAGCUGUGAGUUAAUAGUGGUUGUACUUGUAUUUUCUUUUUGCAGAACUAAUUCUAUUGUUUAAGUGAAGCCCGCAGGAUUAUUCACAUCCUUUUUAGUUCUUACAUAAUACGAAG